CAGGGGCAGGGAGCAUACAAAGAGCACGAGCACAGCAUUGCGAGAGGAGCGUCGGGAGGAGAAACACGGGAGGAAAGGUCCUCCACCGCCACAGCAGAGUGGAAUGUGAGGCUCCUGUCAGUGACUGUCAGGUAUUUCGCUCCGGCUCCUGACAACUGAUCGCUCUUCUCUGCAAGACCCCACGGGGGCUCCCUUUUUCAUUUCUCCCCAUCUCCGUUGGAUGAGACGGUAACCGGAGAGAUCCACGCGCGAGUGUGACGGCGAGGGACACAGAGGAGAGAUCCUGACUGUGGAGAGCGGAGGGGGCUGGACGUAGGGCCGUGGGGUGGGAAGGGCAGAGCAACAUGCACCUGUGCAAGCUUUUUUGCCCUUGCUCCGCUUACUAGACCGCAUCACAGACCCUGAGCGGCCAGACGCCACUGCAGCCGCCACUCGCCAGGUCCCAGAAAAACACUGGAUGGUUUUGGCAUAAUGACAGCUGAAGACUCCGCUUGUGCCACUACAAUGAGUAAUCCAAGCCCCUCCAGCUCCAAGGCCCCCUCCCAGCCUCACUCUGUGUCCAGCACGGUGCCUGACAGUGUGGCUGGAGCCCCCAAUGAGAGUGCUCUGGUGGCUCUAAUGAAACGCACGGGCUACAGCAUGAUUCAGGAGAACGGCCAGCGUAAAUAUGGUCCUCCACCAGGAUGGGAGGGACCUGCCCCACCAAGGGGCUGUGAGAUCUUUGUUGGUAAGAUUCCACGCGAUGUGUAUGAAGAUGAGCUAGUGCCAGUGUUCGAGUCAGUGGGCCGUAUCUACGAGAUGCGUCUGAUGAUGGAUUUUGAUGGGAAGAACCGCGGCUAUGCCUUUGUAACAUACACCCAGAAGCGUGAUGCCAAGCGGGCGGUACGUGAGCUCAACAACUAUGAGGUUCGGCCAGGCCGCCUGCUGGGUGUGUGCAGCAGUGUGGACAACUGUAGACUCUUCAUCGGAGGCAUCCCCAAGACCAAGAAGCGUGAGGAGAUCCUGGAGGAGGUCUCUAAGGUGACAGAAGGCGUGCUGGAUGUCAUUGUGUAUGCCAGCGCUGCUGACAAGAUGAAAAACCGUGGCUUUGCCUUUGUGGAGUACGAGAGCCACCGGGCAGCCGCCAUGGCCCGACGCAAACUGAUGCCUGGACGGAUCCAGCUGUGGGGCCACCAGAUCGCUGUGGACUGGGCUGAACCAGAGAUUGAUGUGGAUGAGGACGUCAUGGAGACAGUGAAGAUCUUAUAUGUACGCAACCUAAUGAUCGAGACAACUGAGGAGACGCUGAGGCAGAUCUUUGGCCAGUUCAACCCAGGAUGCGUGGAGCGAGUCAAGAAGAUCCGAGAUUAUGCCUUUGUGCACUUUGCCAGCCGUGAGGAUGCAGUCCUUGCCAUGGACAAACUCAACGGUAAAGAGAUCGAGGGCUCCUGCAUAGAGGUUACCUUAGCUAAGCCAGUGGACAAGGAGCAAUACACCCGCUACCAGAAGGCAACCAAAGGCAAUGCAGUCCUUCCCAGCCCAGAGAACUCUCAGCCAAGCUAUGUUUACCAGUGUGACCCUUACACACUUGCAUACUAUGGAUAUCCUUACAACACACUGAUUGGACCCAACCGAGACUACUUCGUGAAAGGUACUGUAAGAGGCCGGGGCCGUGCAGCUGCUGGUAACAGGGCCCCUGGGCCACGGGGUUCCUACCUGGGGGGUUACUCGGCUGGCCGUGGGAUCUACAGCAGGUACCACGAGGGGAAAGCCAAGCAGCAGGACAAGCCCUACGAGCUGGUGCCCAGCCUGGAGCUGGCGACAGUCAACCCCAUGGGCAUCAAGCCUGGUACAAGUCAGUGUGAGACCCUGAUGCCCCCCAAUUCUGCUCAGACCCCGCUAGUGGCCGUGCCAACCCUGGGCGCCCAGUACCCUGUCUUCUCCGCUGGUCCUGCCACAAAGCUGAUGGAGGAGGGCAAGGUGCAUGCAGUGGAGCAUCUGCUCAACCCUCUGGCCUUGCAGCAUGACCACACAGGGGCGCCACAACCCGUCAUGCCAGCUGUCUCCACACCACCUCCAUUCCAGGGUCGCCCCCUUACCCCAGUGUAUGCUAUGGCCCAUAAUGUCCAGAGAAUCCCUGCAGUCGCUGGCCUGUAUGGAACCAGCUAUUUACCCAUUGCUUCACCAGCCAACACCGCCACCCUGGCUGCUUUGCAGAAGAACGCAGCAGUGGCGGCUGCCGCUUAUGGAGGCUACACGGGGUAUGUUCCCCAGGCCUUCCCGGCCACAUCAUUCCAGGUGCCCCUCCACGACCUCUACCAGAACUACUGAAGGAGUCGCCGCAACCCACUGUGAACCACGCGACCCGCCGCUCAGGCAGCCAGAACACUGAAGGAGCCCUUUAGUAUUUAUGAACUAAAUGUUUCAUUGUUUUUGUCCUGCUUUUCCUUUUGUUUCUUUCUUUGUUAGGUGACAAACUAUUAAAGCAUUAACAAACGUGAGGAAAAAACUAAAUAUAUAACAAAACUUUGGACGAGAAACAAAAAAGAAGAAAAGGAUGGGGUUUUAUUCUUUUUAAUGUAUGCCUUACUUUUUACAAGUAUAGAGCAUCCUUCGCGGACACUGUGUAUUCUAGUCAUGAUUUCUUCCGUCCAUAAACUGUAUUUCUACAGUUACAGCAGAGUGAGGACAUUCCUUAAUAUGCAUUAUUGUAUCAUCUGUUUUAAUUUGUUGUUUUACUGCUGUUAUAUGAUAAAUGUUUUUUCUGUGGUAUGAAGGUUUAAUGCUAUGAUGUGUGUUGCGGUUUAAGGUUGCCUGCUUGACAUCUUUCAUCCAGAAACAGUGGUUCUGACUGACAUAUAUAUAUAAUACAUCUCAAAAGAAGUGUCAGCACACAGAAAAAAACUGUAAAAAAAAAUUCCAUAAUGUCUAUCGAAAUAAAGUUAAGGUUAAUUUUACAAAUGGGAUGCAGUAUAAGCUCUCUGCAGUCCUUCAUAAGCAAUAAGUAAUUCUAGGAUUUGUGCCAUUAAGAAAUACUACACGCCUCAGAAAUACUGUAAAUUUGAAAGAAAAAAAAUCAGACAUGUGCGAAAAGUUCUUCUUUUCGAGAGAGAACCAUAACCUGUGAAGACUGCCCAAGUUACGAUGUGACUCUCACAAACACACAGAAAAGUGUAUUUCCUGUGAAUGCUCUGGCCUUGCUUUAUCAUUGAAUGACUGAUUAUGUUUUUCUUCUGCAAUUCACAUUUACAGCGCGUUCCUUCUGUGGUCCUCUGACACGUAUCUUACAUGGUGUACAGUCCAAACGGUUUGCUCUUUUCCAUGUGGUGUUUUACAGAAUUUUUACAACAUUAGUUAACAGUAUGUAAUGUAUUAAGAAUUCAUUGUAUGUUAUUUUGGUAAAGCUGGUUCUUGUGUGUGUACACAAUGGAUCUGUUUCGCGAACAUCCAUGUCAGUUACUUAGUGUUCACUGGAUACACCAACUACUUUGUUAUCAGUGAAGAAAAUCAGGUUUUUUUUAAUCAAAUACUAACAUUUUUACAGGACUUGUUAGAUAACGGUGUUUUUUUAGCUUUCUGUGUUUUGCACAAGCUGUCCCAGGUACGAGCAGACUGAGGGGUUCUGUGUUUUGUUUUCCGAGGGAAUUUUUGUGAGCUCAUUCUAACAAAUCUUUCCAAAGGGUUUCAGAGACUAGCAGUGCAUCACAGGAGGAGCCAAUGGUCACUCUCCCACCAGCUCUAACACUCUACCCCCAGGUGCAAACACUGGUCGCUAUGGCAACAUUCACAUCACCUUAGCCUUCUGCUUACCUGUGGGUUACGCACUGGGACAGCAUUACCAAUAGCAGCCUGAGCUACACUGUAAUGUGUUUGACCAAGAGGUACUUAAGCCUGUCGUCCUUGAGGGGUUUGGUGUUUUUCUUUUGAUUAUAGUCUGUUUCUGGAUAACAUCCUCUUAAGAUGUUAACCACUUCUCUAUGAAGCAGACACAAUGUCCUAAAACUAUAUUUUGCUAGCACUUUCCUUUGUAUUGUUAACCAGGCUUUUGGAAGAUAACCAUCCUGUGGGGUGUUCCUCAUGCAGUGGGAUGUGGGGCAGAUAACUUUGCCUUCCCACAGUGCUAGACGCUGUAGAUCAGGACCUGCUCGCCAUCCAGGAUCCUGCAGAGGAACUCCCUGGAGGUACAAUGAUCCAGUCUUUAAGACCUGCUAAUGCAAGACGGCGUACGUUUGAGAAAUGGUAAAGAUUCAUGAAGGUGUUUUCUCACCAAGAUCAUGUCUGAUGAAGGCAUGAAGCCAGAAAGUACGGUACAUGUUAAUUCUCCUUAAAGAACUGCUUGGGUUGUGAAACAUUUGCAUUUUGAAGUUUAGCUGCUUUUAGUGCCUCUUCCUAAUGCCUUCAUCAACAGAUGGGUUAUGCCCAGUGCUGUAUGUUUUCCUCUUUUGUAUUUGUUGUUUGUUUUCAGCUGAAAGGUGGUGGUGUUUUCUAGGCUCUACACAGUAAUUAGAAUUUUCAUGAUUUGACCAUAUUCUCUCUAUUGCCUUACAGCACAACACAUAAUUUUUGUCAAACACAGCCCUGUCAGGGUAUUGCAUGGUGACAAUCAAGAGGCAAUAGAGUGGAAAAUGAUGCCUUAUUACAUGAGCCGAGGCACAAAAACAGCCCGCUGGGGUCUUUUGGUAGCAUAUCUGAAUUCAUACUGUAGUCAAAGUACACACUGAUAGUGUAGGACUCUAUAGGAUUUUGACACAGUGUUUGUAUAAAGCCUGUUUAAAGGCUUACAUUGGUAUUUGUGAAAUAGUGGUAACCUCUUGAUAUAUUCCUUUGUAACAUCUUUAUGAAUAAAAGUCUGAGAGUAUAUUUUUAAUAUAUACCAACUGAAUUGUAUAUGAAGCUACAAAGAAAGAAGAAUUAGAAUAAUAUAUUUUGAAAGGAAGCACAUGCUUUUCUAUUUCUUUCUUUUUUAAUAAACAGAAUACAACCUCAGCUGUGUUGCUGAUGGGUUGUGAGCAUUCAGAAAUGAAACCGGGCUGGAGUCAUGCAAGAAGCAUUGUCCAUUGGAGGUAUCACAGUCCAGUGUAGAUGAAAAGUCCAGUAAAACUUAACCCUGGUCCAGGGAGCUCCUGUGCAUUCCAUGUGGGUCAUUUUUCCAUCAAAAUCAUUUCACUGACACUACAGGAGUGCUCUUUCAACCUGAGAUGGACUUCCCCAGCGCUGCAAACGAACAAUGUGUGCAUAGUUUGAGAAAUGUAUUAAAAGUCUGAGCAUUUUAGUGCCUUAUUCACAGAAUGUUCUACACCUUCGUAGGCCUUUUACUGUUUUCUAAUAUUGCAUUGUUUUGAAAAGCUUUUUUCGGAGCUGUAUUUAUAGUCGUAGUUAAAUAAAGCAUUUACAGAAACUGUG
Messenger RNA from Scleropages formosus (Asian bonytongue), 5382 nucleotides. It is a transcript of the gene rbm47, whose product is annotated as RNA binding motif protein 47. Gene Ontology annotation, molecular function: RNA binding. The transcript is spliced from 6 exons. Bases 472 to 2310 code for a protein of 612 amino acids. Lineage: Eukaryota; Metazoa; Chordata; Actinopteri; Osteoglossiformes; Osteoglossidae. The record is from RefSeq and is a predicted model, not a curated record.